Molecule: messenger RNA, 813 nt
Organism: Dromiciops gliroides (monito del monte)
Lineage: Eukaryota; Metazoa; Chordata; Mammalia; Microbiotheria; Microbiotheriidae
Product: myosin light chain 3, skeletal muscle isoform-like
Exons: 2
Coding region: 1-516 (171 amino acids)
Cellular component (GO): contractile muscle fiber; myosin II complex
Molecular function (GO): calcium ion binding
Source: RefSeq, a predicted model, not a curated record
AUGCUAUGUGCCAGGGAAAGAGCAGCCCUCAGCUCACUUCGCCAGCUUCUCAACAUCUCCAUCGUGUCCUUCAGUGCUGACCAGAUUGCUGACUUCAAGGAGGACUUCCUCCUUUUUGACAGGACUGGCCAGAGCAAGAUCACAUUAAGCCAGGUUGGUGAUGUCCUGUGUGCUCUGGGUACCAACCCAACCAAUCCAGAGGUCAAGAAGGUUCUGGGAAACCCCAGCAAUGAAGAGUUGAAUGCUAAGAAAAUUGAGUUUGAGCAGUUCCUGCCCAUGAUGCAGGCUAUUUCUAACAACAAGGACCAGGGAAGUUAUGAAGACUUUGUUGAGGGGCUGCGUGUGUUUGACAAGGAGGGCAAUGGCACAGUCAUGGGCGCUGAACUUCGCCACGUGCUAGCUACCCUGGGUGAAAAGAUGAAGGAAGAGGAGGUGGAAGCUCUGAUGGCAGGUCAAGAAGACUCCAAUGGCUGCAUCAAUUAUGAAGCCUUUGUCAAACACAUCAUGUUCAUAUAAAUGGAACUCUCAAGAACAAGUGAUCUCUGUGAAGACUGACUGGAAACUAAGCCAUGAACUUUAGGAACAUUCAUAUUCAACUCUCCAGAUCAGUUGACCAACAAGGCAGGAAAAACCAAAGGAAUUUGGACUAUACUAUACUGAAGGCCUCCCCAAUUUUUUAUGUACCUUUUUAGUUUUCCUUCUGAAUCCUCAAGUUAUGUUUCUACUACACAAGUCAAAUGUUUGCAGAAGCAAACAUCCUGGACAAAGUUUCUACAGGUCUCCAGUCGAAGUUCUCUCUCUUUCGGUGUUAUC